AUGUUUCCCCAGGGGAAAACCGGUCUUGCUAGCGAUGAAACACACGUACUAGUUAUAUACACGGGCGGCACAAUAGGCAUGCUACUGGGAAACCGAGGCAGUUACGUUCCGGAGCCUUAUUUCUUAACCGAGACACUCAAAAGCCAGACUCGUUUCCAUGACCCGAUGCAAGACUCUCUAUUUUCCAACUCAAGCUCCGUCCAAGGCUUCAGACAGUUUUUGAGCGGGAGCGGACGAUCAAGUCCAUCUCAAAGUCCGACAACUUCGCAAUUUCCACAACCCACACUCCUUGUGCGGUCUUCUCGGCCAAUCGGUAGUUCUGCCACCCUUGACGUCAACAAGAACGACCGGCCUCCGCCUCCAACUUGUGUCCAAGUCGCCGAAAACGUCUACGAAGCUCAUCUGCCGUCCUUAAUCACGCCACGAACCUCGGUUUCGGGGAGCAGUGGCAGCAAAUCUAUUCGCUAUGCAAUCCUUGAAUGGAAUCCGUUAUUGGACAGUAGCAACAUCGAGACCGAAGACUGGAUCCGACUCGCGUCUGAAAUCGAACUGAACUAUUCAUUCGAUGCAUUUGUCAUUCUGCAUGGCACUGAUACAAUGUCCUACACAUCGAGCGCCUUGAGUUUCUUACUGGAAGAUUUAGGAAAAACAGUGAUAUUGACUGGUGCCCAAAUUCCCUUGUCUCAACUCCGCAACGAUGCAGUCGAUAAUCUCAUGGGUGCUUUAACCAUUGCAGGCAACUACAUCAUACCAGAGACAACUCUGUACUUCAAUCAUACGCUAUUUCGUGGAAACAGGGUCUCCAAGAUGUCAUCCUAUGAUCUCUCUGCGUUUGACAGUCCCAAUUUCGCCCCCUUGGUCAAAGUCGGCAUCGAUAUCCAUGUCAACUGGAGCGAUGUUUUGCGACAGACAAGUUUACGUCGCUUUAGGGCCCAUAAAGAAAUGAGUCCUCAUGUUGCUACUCUACGGCUAUUUCCGGGUAUAACAACAGCAACAGUUCGUGCAUUCCUGUCGCCUCCCGUUCGAGGUGUUGUAUUGGAAAGUUUUGGAUCUGGCAAUGCCCCACAGCGGGCUGACCUGCUCUUCGCAUUCAAAGAAGCUUGUGAUCGCGGUGUCAUUGUUGUCGCGAUCUCUCAGUGUAUCAAGGGGUCGGUCUCUGAUGCGUACGAAGCUGGGCGAGAAUUGUCGGCAGCUGGGGUUAUUGCUGGCAGCGAUAUGACGCCAGAGUGUGCAUUGACGAAACUGAGUUAUCUGUUGUCCAAACCAGAGUUCAGUGUCGAAGAUGUUCGCAAGUUGAUAGGCACACCACUGCGCGGCGAGCUGACGAGGGCAUCUGCCGCGACUUUGGCUGAGGAAACACUGCAGCAAAACUCGGAGAAUAUUCAAGGGCUGUUAUCAGAAUUUGUCAGAAUAACAUCUCGGCCUUCAUCAGCACCUACACCACAGAUAACCAUCUCGCUACCUGAUGGAGCAACACAGGAUGCUGCUGCUUCUUGGACUUCGACAGUCUCGGAAGCGGUAUCUACAGAAGGAGCACUUCUGCCCUUCUUGAUCCACGCGGCCGCAGCUAGGAACGACACAGAGGCUCUCAAGUUUUGCAUCAAAGCUGAGCACGACAAUGAAAUGAUCUCCACACCAGGGCCUUUACACGUAGCGAGUGGAUUGGUCAACGCACUCGACCCUUCAUGGGGUGGGUCUCCGUUGCACGCUGCCUCUGCAAACGGAGCCAUCGAAUCUGUGGACAUCCUGCUACAUUCGGGGGCCCUUGUCCAUCUUCGAGAUACCUUGGGUCAUACUGCGCUCUAUUAUGCUGCAAGACAAGGACAUGAAAACGUCGUCGAUAUGCUGAUCCAAGCGGGUGCUCGGCUGAGUGGCUCGGACGGUACUUUUGCACAACUGGCGGUGAGGACCGCUACCGAGAAUGGUGAUGUGGUCUCUUCAAAUAUCUGGGCGAAGGCUGGUGUUCCUAGAGAAUCAAUCUCAAUGUAA
Mycena indigotica is the source of this 1989-nucleotide messenger RNA. RefSeq names its product L-asparaginase. The record is from RefSeq and is a predicted model, not a curated record. Gene Ontology annotation, molecular function: protein binding; asparaginase activity. Gene Ontology annotation, biological process: amino acid metabolic process. The transcript has 12 exons. The coding region runs from base 1 to 1989 and encodes 662 amino acids. Lineage: Eukaryota; Fungi; Basidiomycota; Agaricomycetes; Agaricales; Mycenaceae.